AUGAAUGCCUCCCAGGAGGCGCAACUCAAGGCGUGCUUCUCGGGUGCCUUUGAAACACUGGUGCUACAAAUCUUGGCAACAUUUAGGAUCAUAGCAACUGCAACAGUGCUGGAAUUCAACCAUGCUGCAAAGAUAAUGAAGAAGAUCAAGCUUGUUGGUUAUCCCACUAAGGUCUUCAAGAAGACUGCUUUUAUAGAGGGCAUGUUUACUUCAGAUCUUGAAGUAGCCAGGUUUGAAGGUGCUGCUGUGCAAACUGUUAGUAAAAUCCGAGGGCAAGUGAAAAAGGUAUUUAUCUCACUCACUGUCUUAGACUGGAAUCACACAACUUGGAUCUGGUGUUACUUCAAUCCCUUCCCAUCACCCUAG
Molecule: messenger RNA, 366 nt
Organism: Fraxinus pennsylvanica
Lineage: Eukaryota; Viridiplantae; Streptophyta; Magnoliopsida; Lamiales; Oleaceae
Source: the annotation of a GenBank genome assembly